ACUGAUCAUCAGAGCACUCAUGGUCAGUGUAGCCCCAGCAGUGCCACCUGUCAGUGCUCAUCCAUGACACCUGCCAGUGCCACAUUAAUGCCACAUAUCAGUGCCCAUCUGAGCUGCCUUUCAGUGCCACCUAUCAAUGCCAUCAGUGCCACCUAUCAAUGCCCAUCAGUGCCACCUAACAGUGGCAGUCAGAGCUGCCUAUCAGUGCCAUAUAUCAGUGCUGCCUUUCAGUGAUGCCUGUCAAUGCCCAUCAGUGCUACCUACCAGUGCCUCCUCAUCAGUGCCCAUCAGCACCACCUAUCAGUGCCCAUCACUGCAGCCUCAUUAGCGCACAUCAGUGAAG
Messenger RNA from Staurois parvus, 343 nucleotides. The record is from the annotation of a GenBank genome assembly. NCBI's taxonomy places the organism in Eukaryota, Metazoa, Chordata, Amphibia, Anura, Ranidae.